AUGCUCCAUACAAGUAGCUCCAAAAAUGCCAAACACAAGCAUUAUGUUAGUUACGACCUGAUGGAUGAGAAUACGGCCGACCCUACGUACCUAGAGUACAAUACCCUGAGAAAGGCGCAUAUUCAAUACAAGCUCAUCGAUCACCAGGCUCAGCUCACGAAGUGCUUCAUAGCCAUUGGGAAAGUUGCGCUUGAAGAGCUCAAAGGAGUAAGGAUUGAUCUUGACAGUAUAACCGACGCGGUUGAGUAUCGCAUCAACAAUCUUGAAGUGGAGAUCGCGGAGCACGAGGUGGAAGUCGAAUAUAAUGAGAAAUUGGUUAACGAAGCCGAGUAG
Messenger RNA from Morchella importuna, 333 nucleotides. RefSeq lists its product as uncharacterized. The coding region runs from base 1 to 333 and encodes 110 amino acids. The record is from RefSeq and is a predicted model, not a curated record. The transcript has 3 exons. NCBI's taxonomy places the organism in Eukaryota, Fungi, Ascomycota, Pezizomycetes, Pezizales, Morchellaceae.